GAGAAAAAACUAUAGUUCUUAAAUCUGUCAUACCAGCUGAUCAGCUUCCAGACACACCUGCUAACAUGUACAUCUCAAUUUCUGGUAUAGAGAUCAGUCAGACAGUCGAGCAGGCCAUCAAUGGAAGUUUCAUGGGUAGCCUUAUUGUCCAACCCAGUGGAUGUGGAGAACAGAACAUGAUCGGUAUGACUCUACCUCUCAUUGCCACUCAUUAUCUGGACAGCACCAAUCAGUGGGACACUAUUGGCACCGAGCGCCGUAAUGAAGCCAUCAACCAUAUCAAAACAGGUUAUCAAGGUCAGCUUAAAUACCGGAAACCUGAUGGAUCUUACGCUAUCUGGAAAACAACGCCAAGUAGCACAUGGUUGACAGCAUAUGUGGCCAAAGUCUUCGCCAUGGCCAGUAACCUUGCUAAUAUAGAGGAAAAUGUGCUCUGCAGCGCCCUCAAGUGGCUGAUUCUGCACAAACAACUGCCAGACGGUUCCUUUAAAGAGGAUUCAGCUGUACGUCAAAGCGAGAUGGUGGGUGGCGUACGUGGCAAAGAUGCUGAUGCCUCUCUGACGGCCUUUGUACUAAUUGCCAUGCAAGAGGGCAGAGAGAUCUGUGCUGGAUCAAUAAGUAGUCUGCAUGAAAGUAUGAGGAAGGCUGUGUCUUUCUUGGAAGGUCGACUUCCACAACUGACCAAUCCUUACGCUGUUGCGAUGACGUCCUAUGCCAUGGCCAAUGAGAACAAACUCAAAAAAGACAUCUUGAUGAAACACUCCUCACAACACGAAGCUGGUCGGUCCUGGACUGUCUCUGGACAGCAUUAUCACUCACUAGAGGCGACGGCUUAUGCUGUGUUGGCGCUUGUGAAGGUCAAAGACUUUGAUAAAGCAGGAGAAGCAGUGCACUGGCUGAACAGACAACAGUCUCACUAUGGUGGUUAUGGCACCACACAGGCGACCAUCAUAGUAUUCCAGGCCGUGGCAGAGUAUCGCACGCAGGUGAAGGACCAACAAAACUUCAAUCUGGAUGUGGAACUGUCCGUGGUAGGUAGAAGAAAACCUGUCAGAUGGACCAUUCAAAGAAAUAAUGUUCAUCUUACACGGUCAGACAGGGUGGAGAUAAACAAGGAGUUCAAUGUAACUGCUAGAGGAACUGGAAGAGCCACUCUCUCACUUCUGACGCUGUACUACGCCAGACCUGCUGAGAAGAAAUCUGACUGUACUUUCUUUGAUCUGACUGUUAAAAUGGAGAAAGACAAUGAAGAAAAAAAAGGAACCAUUGCAAGCUACAACUUCAUUAUGGAUUUCUUGUACAAAAAUGAUACAAUUGAUGCCACCAUGACUAUUCUGGAUAUUGGCUUACCGACUGGAUUUGAUGUUGAAGAAAAUGAUCUUAAAGAGUUGUCUUCAGGGAAGGAGAGAUACAUUCAGAAAUAUGAAAAGAAUAAAGAUCUUUCAGAGCGAGGAUCCCUCAUCCUCUACUUAAACAAGGUUUCUCAUAAAGAGAGAGAAACAAUUGCUUUCAGAAUGCACCAGACGCUUGAUGUGGGUCAGCUACAACCUGCUGCAGUCACAAUAUAUGAAUAUUACUCACCAGAUAAACGCUGUACAAAGUUCUACCACCCCAACAGGGCAGAUGGUGCUCUAUACAGACUGUGUAAAGAAGACCUGUGCCAGUGUGCAGAAGAAAACUGCACUUUCCAGAAGAAAAACAAUACCAGAGAAGAGGAGCGUUUAAAUAAAGCCUGUGAAGGUGGCAUGGAUUAUGUUUAUAAAGCCACAGUGGUGGGGAUGAACCAGACAAUGCACUCUGACAUCUAUGACAUGAAGGUGGAGAAGGUGGUGAAAGAAGAUGUUCUGAUUAUUCUGAUGUUUUAUUCUGAUGUUUUAUCACAAAUCCAACAUUAUAAUCAGCUUUGUGAUAUUAAAAUGAUUGAAAUAUAACCAUAAGAGACUUAAAGGAUAAUUUCUGGAUAUCUGAAUAGAUAUCAUCUUAAUUAAAUUUGUGAAUUUAAUCACAUAGAAGCCUUAUGAAUAAUUUACUCCAUUCUAGAAUAUUCAAGAAGGAAAACCUCAUGAUCCCUGUGAGUGGAGCGUCUCAGGUCUGGAUGCUUAUAUGUAUGAAUAAGAGAAAACUAAUAAAAGUUUCACAGUAGUUACA
Cyprinus carpio (common carp) is the source of this 2148-nucleotide messenger RNA. RefSeq names its product complement C3. Gene Ontology annotation, biological process: complement activation; inflammatory response. Gene Ontology annotation, cellular component: extracellular region. NCBI's taxonomy places the organism in Eukaryota, Metazoa, Chordata, Actinopteri, Cypriniformes, Cyprinidae. Gene Ontology annotation, molecular function: endopeptidase inhibitor activity; protein binding. The record is from RefSeq and is a predicted model, not a curated record.